GCAAGUGCUCUAUGUCCGAUGACUCCAUCAGCAAGUCAUCGGCAUAGCGAACAUAGUGAAUCCUCCUAAAAUCUCUGGCGAGGCGAUGAAUGUGAGGGCCGAAGCCGAGGAACAGUACCAGACGGCAGUCCGUGCCCAUCUGCAAAUGGUGUCCGCACUCAUCGAUGUCCAAUUCCAGCGUAUAAAGACAAUUGAACGAGAAUUCAGAAUGCAUCUGCGCAUGCUGGAAGAAGAGUUUGACACUGAGAGGGCAGAGAUCAUUGCCAGCCAUAUGCGCCUAAAGAAGGAAAUGCUUGCGAUAAUGGCAGCAAUGGAAGCAGAAUUCCGACAGGCAGAGGCAGAACAGAAACAGGAGUUCGAGAGCCAGAGGGAGGAAAUCAAGAACCGCAACUCUGAGGAAUAUAACGUUCUGAAGAUCUCUUUGGAAAGCACUGUUGAGGAGCUUGAGCGACAUUUUGAGCAAGCUCAUCAGGCAUAUCUCGCCAGCACGGACGCUCGCACACAGGCCUUUAAGCAGCUGACUGAGAGGGACGCCGCAUGCGCUCGCAUCAUUGAGAAGCGUAUGCGGAAGCUGAUCCGGCUGCACGAAGCGUUGGCGCACUGGAGGGUGAAGAUCAUGAGCAACAGUCGCGAGUGGGAGCAAAGAAACAAGGAGUUGAAAGCUGAGAAGGACAAGAUGAACCGGCAUUACAAGGACUUGAAGACCCGUAUGAACAGGUUCCGACACGGAGAGUAUGAGAAGUUAAAGAUUCUUUGCGUCGCUAGCGGGAGGACAAUCAAGGCAUUAAAGGAAAAAAAGCGGGUUGUUAGUAAAAUGUUGAGGCUUGCAGAAGUCAAUGGAAAGAUGGAAACUGAGCAAGAGAAGAUAGUCCCAUUUUUCCCAAAUUAUGUCUCGUCGGUUCCCACAAUCCGUCUGCCUGAGCUGGAAAUGGUGGAGAACGAGUUCAAGGGGGAAGCAGUGGAUAAGGAGGACAGUGUGCCUUCACAGCCGAAGACAGAAACUACAGAAAAUGAGCAAGGUGAGAGAUCUGCCCUUGGCUGACGUUAUGAUCUGCUUAAAAAUAAAAUAAAUUAAAAUAAAAAUU
Chara braunii is the source of this 1085-nucleotide messenger RNA. NCBI's taxonomy places the organism in Eukaryota, Viridiplantae, Streptophyta, Charophyceae, Charales, Characeae. The record is from the annotation of a GenBank genome assembly.